AUGGUGUCGACCAAGUGCCGCAUCGCCGACUGCCCGCGCUUCAGCCAAGGCGGCGGUCUCUGCAUCGGGCACGGAGGCGGCCGCGUGUGCAAGUUCGACGGCUGCGGAGCCAGCGCGCAAGCGCAAGGCUUUUGCUCCAAGCACGGUGGCAAGAAGCUCUGCGCACGGCGGGAGCCGUACUUGCACACAUCCAGGAUGUACCAACAAAGACGUCGGGCGCGGCUUUGCGUCUCGCACGGCGGCGGCACGAAGUGCGCGAUGGCCGGCUGCGACAAGGUCGAGCGCGGCGGCGGCUACUGCAAGGCCCAUGGCGGAGGCAAGCGCUGCUCGAGAGAAGAGUGCAAUGCGUGGGCGCCGCAUGGCGGCCUCUGCCCGACACACAAGUACGAGCCGCCGCCGCCGCCGACACCAAUGCCCGAGCCGCUCCGGUUUCUCUGCCAACACAACAAGUGUCCAAAGAUUGACCUCGGGAAUGGCUUUUGCAAGGAGCACGGCGGAAAGCGCCAAUGCAUGCGCGAAGGUUGCAACAAGGCGCAACAAUCCAAGAAACUCUGUCGCGAACACGGCGGCAGUCGGCUCUGCACGGUGGACGGGUGCACCAAGACGGCGCAGUACCUCCAGCUCUGCAAGGGCCACGGAGGCAAGCGCAAGUGCACCAUCGAGGGCUGUGAGAACGCGGUGAAAACGGCCGGCCAUUGCAUUCGCCACGGCGGUGGCACUAAGUGCCACACGGACGGCUGCAAGGGCGUCGACCGAGGCGGCGGCCACUGCAAGGCCCACGGCGGUGGGAAAAAGUGCGGCGACACCGAGUGCCGAAAGUGGGUGCUCGGAGGCGGCUUUUGUCCGGACCACGUCCCAGGCGUCGCGCCGGCGCCGAUGCCAGCGCGCCCGAUCAAGGUGCCCACCAAGCACAUCUCCAAGUCGCAGCGCGCGCCGGCGCGGCCGCACUUGCCUCAGCAGCACAACAUGCUCUCUACCCACGACGUCGAGCCGUACUCCCACCACCAUGCAGCCAUGUACAAUCAUCCGCACCAGCAUCACCACCCACAAGCACCCUCGUAUUCCCAGCCGCGACCGCAGCAGCUACCCCGUCACCACCACCACCACCACCCGACGCACCACGAGCAUGCCGAGGUGAUGACGUAUUCGAUGCACUCGUACGCGCAGAGCUACCCGCCGCCCAUGCAGCAGCUCGCGUACCAGACGUACCUCGACAACCUGCACAUAAUCUAG
Saprolegnia parasitica CBS 223.65 is the source of this 1233-nucleotide messenger RNA. RefSeq lists its product as hypothetical. The record is from RefSeq and is a predicted model, not a curated record. The coding region runs from base 1 to 1233 and encodes 410 amino acids. Lineage: Eukaryota; Oomycota; Saprolegniomycetes; Saprolegniales; Saprolegniaceae. The transcript has 2 exons.